AUGGGUGGUGGCAGUCUCACCUACUUCAAAAGCCUCGCAGGCUUGGCAGCAGCAGCAACGACCACUGCGGCGAUGGCCCCAGCCGGAGCAGCAGCGGAUUUCUUCAAGAUGCCUCUCUGCGGCCGCAGUUUCCGGCUCGAGGAAGCGAACAUUGAUGACAUGCAAAAGGCGAUGGGCAACGGAACCGUGACAGCCGUGCAGCUCGUCGAGUGUUAUGCGCAAAGAGUACUGCAGACUGACGAUUACAUCAAUCUCACUGCCUGCCUCUUCCGGAUGAUGGAGAAGUUGACGGCUGCCGUACCUAGCUCGUUACUCGAAUUCAACCCGGAUGCUCUGGACAUUGCAGCCAAUCUUGACCGGGAGAGGAGGGCGGGAAAGGUCCGUGGGCCGAUGCAUGGGAUUCCGUUUACCGUCAAGGAGAACAUCGGAACCAAGGAUAAGAUGGAGACCACGGCCGGAUCCUGGGCGCUUCUGGGCUCCCGAGUGCCGAGAGACGCAUUUGUGGUCAAGAAGCUGAGGGAAGCAGGAGGCGUGCUGCUGGGCAAGGCGACGCUCAGCGAGUGGGCGGAUAUGAGAUCGAACAAUUACAGCGAAGGCUACAGCGCACGGGGUGGACAGGCCCGGUCUCCCUACAACUUCACCGUCAACCCCGGCGGAAGCAGCAGUGGGAGCGCGAUUGGGGUGGCAGCUAACGCGGUGGCAGUGUCUUUGGGAACGGAAACCGAUGGCUCUGUCAUCAAUCCUGCCAUGAGGAAUUCGGUUGUCGGCUUCAAGCCCACCGUGGGACUGACUUCGAGAGCUGGAGUUGUUCCCGAGACGGAGCAUCAAGACACGGUGGGCACAUUUGGGCGCUCCGUGCGAGACGCCGUCUACACGCUUGACGCCAUCUACGGGAAGGACCAACGAGACAACUACACACUUGCGCAGCAAAGUCCCAGGGGUGGUUACACGCAGUUUCUGACCAACAAGAGAGCUUUGAGGGGCGCGGCAUUCGGACUGCCCUGGCAGUGUUUCUGGCGGCACGCUGACCCAGAGCAGCUGAGGCAGUUAACUGCGCUGCUCGAUUUGAUCAAGGAGGCGGGUGCCACCAUCAUCAACGGGACCGAGAUCACAGACUACGGGACCAUUGUCAGUCCGGAUUGGUGGGACUGGGACUGGGGUACGAGAAGAGGCUAUCCGAACGAAAGCGAGUACACUGUUGUUGCUGUUGACUUUUAUAACAACAUCAAUACAUACCUCUCCGAAUUGGAUAACACUGACAUCAGGUCACUCGAAGAUAUUGUACAAUACAAUUACGACAACGAUGGCACUGAAGGAGGAAACCCGUGGCCAUUGGGAAAUCCCGCCUUCUACUCUGGCCAGGAUGGUUUCCUGGCUUCAUUGGCGACCAAGGGCAUCCAAGAUGAGACAUACUGGCAGGCUCUCGAAUUCACACAGACAAAGACUCGCAAAGGCAUAGACGAUGCUCUGAACUACAAAGGCAAGAAGCUCAAUGGUUUGUUGGUCCCACCCGCUGUUGGCCAGAGCUAUCAGAUUUCUGCUCAAGCUGGAUAUCCCAUCAUCACUCUGCCUGCCGGGAUUCAUUCGGCCUCGGGAAUGCCGUUCGGACUGGCCAUUCUGCAGACGGCAUGGGCUGAAUCAGAGUUGGUCAAGUUUGGAUCGGCCAUUGAGGAUUUGCAAAAGACCACGGCCGGGAACCAGUAUAAACGGUCUUUUCCUACUUGGGAGGGCUACAAGAAGAAGCCGAUCCCAUUGUUAAAUAUCUACGAGGGAUCGGAUUGA
Messenger RNA from Podospora bellae-mahoneyi, 1782 nucleotides. RefSeq lists its product as uncharacterized. Lineage: Eukaryota; Fungi; Ascomycota; Sordariomycetes; Sordariales; Podosporaceae. The record is from RefSeq and is a predicted model, not a curated record.